This is a messenger RNA of Rattus rattus (black rat), 4537 nucleotides long. RefSeq names its product sortilin related VPS10 domain containing receptor 3 (gene Sorcs3). The record is from RefSeq and is a predicted model, not a curated record. Gene Ontology annotation, cellular component: postsynaptic density membrane. Lineage: Eukaryota; Metazoa; Chordata; Mammalia; Rodentia; Muridae. Gene Ontology annotation, molecular function: protein binding.
UCCGGGGGCGGGGAGCCUAGAGCAGAGUCGUGGGUCCAUCCCGCGCUUGCCUUCAGCGCGGAAGCUCCCGGCUGGCCCUGGUCUCCAGAUCAAGAACUGUUGGCAGUGGAAACAAUUUACUCCUCCUUCUCCUCCCGGAGAUCCUAUACUUCCCCGCACGCCGGCUCCCGCUCCCAAGAACAGACCCGAAGAGUGAAUCCCCAAACGCAGCCAGGAGCUGCUUCCCAACUCCGCUCCCGAAGCUGGUUGGAGGUUGAUUUCCGAGAGACUCCGGAUUAGGGUCUGCUGUGAGCCCUCCUCCAGGAUCCGGCUAGCAUUGCCCGUUUUAAAAGAGGAUUUCCUUAUUUCCUCUGAACACUCUUUUCCACAAAAUUUCUAAAAGAGGUCGGUGGGAAAGAUUUGGGCGGGGAGCAUUUUAGCAACAGCAUCAACCCCUCCAGAGCACCAAGGGAGCAUUUAGUAAUUGCCUUUGGGUAUUGGAAUCACCCUCUGGACCUGGGAGCAAGCGAUCCAGAGAGGGAAGAGUACAGGGGACAGGCGACGCGCUCCAGCCGAAGCCACCUCCUUCUCGGCCGCCCCCUCCUCACUCCCCUGACACACUCGCUAGCUCGCUUGCCGGCGCGCGCAUCCCUCCAGCCCCCCCCUCCGCCGGACCCGCACCUCGGCGGGCGCCACACACUCGGCAGCCCGAGCCGCGGUAGCCGCAGCGGGAUGGAGUCGGCAGGCACUGAGCGCCCCGCAGGCUGGCCCGGGGCGCCCCUCGCCCGGACGGGGCUGCUGCUCUUGUCAACGUGGGUCCUGGCUGGGGCCGAGAUCACUUGGGGCGCAACGGGAGGUCCCGGGCGCUUGGUGUCCCCGGCUUCGCGACCACCAGCGUUGCCUCCUCUCUUGUCACGGGCAGCGGAGAACCAGUGGCCUGAGGAGCUGGCAUCUGCACGGAGAGCGGCUGCACCGAGGCGCCGGUCCAGGCUCGAGCUACUGUCCCAGGCGAGCCGCGGGGAGAUACCGACUGAAGCUGCGGGAGCGUCGCCUGAAGGCGCGAGGUGGGUCCGGGGCAUCCCAGCUCCUAGCCAGGCGGGCAGCGCGAGGAGGACUCGCCGGGCUCAGCCCCCCAGCACUCUGGAGCGCGGGGACGCUUGGGCUACUGCUCCCGCAGAUGGUGCCAAAGGAAACCGUCCUCAGACCAAGGGUUCCCGGGAGGACGUGAAGGCGACGCGGACCGGAGGAUCGGCGACUGAGGAGCUCCGAUUGCCCAGCACGUCUUUUGCACUGACAGGGGACUCAGCUCACAAUCAAGCCAUGGUGCACUGGUUCGGACAUAACAGCAGUGUCAUACUGAUCCUGACGAAGCUCUACGACUUCAACCUGGGGAGUGUGACUGAGAGUUCUCUGUGGAGGUCAGUAGAUUAUGGUGCCACCUAUGAAAAACUAAAUGACAAAGUGGGCUUGAAGACCGUCCUCAGUUACCUCUAUGUCAACCCCACCAACAAAAGGAAGAUCAUGCUUCUUAGCGAUCCUGAAAUGGAGAGCAGUAUAUUGAUCAGCUCAGAUGAAGGGGCAACCUAUCAAAAGUAUCGGCUUACAUUCUACAUCCAGAGCCUUCUCUUCCAUCCCAAGCAGGAGGACUGGGUGCUGGCCUACAGCUUGGACCAAAAGCUUUAUAGCUCCAUGGACUUCGGCAGGCGAUGGCAACUCAUGCAUGAGCGCAUCACGCCCAACAGGUUUUACUGGUCGGUGUCCGGAUUGGAUAAAGAAGCAGACCUGGUUCACAUGGAAGUGAGGUCGGCAGAUGGAUAUGCCCACUACCUCACCUGCAGAAUCCAAGAAUGUACUGAGACAACUCGGAGUGGCCCCUUUGCCCGCUCCAUUGACAUCAGUUCCCUGGUCGUCCAGGAUGAAUACAUCUUCAUUCAGGUAACCAUAGGUGGAAGAGCCAGCUACUACGUGUCCUAUCGAAGAGAAGCCUUUGCCCAGAUAAAGCUGCCCAAGUACUCCUUGCCAAAGGACAUGCACAUCAUCAGUACGGAUGAGAAUCAGGUGUUUGCAGCCGUGCAAGAAUGGAACCAAAAUGACACCUACAACCUCUACAUCUCAGACACACGUGGGAUCUACUUCACACUGGCUAUGGAGAACAUUAAGAGCAGCCGAAGUCUAAUGGGGAACAUCAUUAUUGAGUUAUAUGAGGUAGCAGGUAUCAAGGGCAUAUUCCUGGCAAACAAGAAGGUGGAUGACCAGGUGAAGACGUACAUCACUUACAACAAAGGCAGGGAUUGGCGUCUACUGCAAGCUCCAGAUGUGGACCUGAGAGGAAGCCCAGUGCACUGUUUACUGCCCUUCUGUUCCCUACACCUGCAUCUGCAGCUCUCUGAAAACCCAUAUUCUUCUGGAAGAAUCUCCAGCAAGGAUACAGCUCCUGGACUUGUGGUUGCCACAGGCAAUAUUGGCUCAGAACUCUCUUAUACGGAUAUCGGUGUGUUCAUCUCCUCUGAUGGGGGCAACACAUGGAGACAGAUCUUUGAUGAAGAAUACAAUGUGUGGUUCCUAGACUGGGGUGGUGCUCUGGUGGCCAUGAAACACACACCUCUGCCAGUCAGGCAUUUGUGGGUGAGUUUUGAUGAGGGCCAUUCCUGGGACAAGUAUGGUUUCACAUUGCUGCCUCUUUUCGUGGAUGGGGCGUUGGUGGAAGCAGGAGUAGAGACCCACAUCAUGACAGUUUUUGGCCACUUCAGCCUGCGCUCCGAAUGGCAGUUGGUGAAAGUGGACUACAAGUCUAUCUUCAGCCGGCGCUGUACCAAGGAGGACUUUGAGACUUGGCACCUGCUCAAUCAGGGAGAGCCUUGUGUCAUGGGGGAAAGGAAAAUAUUCAAGAAACGCAAGCCAGGUGCUCAGUGUGCCCUGGGCAGAGAAUACUCUGGGUCGGUGGCAUCAGAACCCUGUGUCUGUGCGGACUGGGACUUCGAAUGUGACUAUGGCUAUGAGAGACAUGGAGAGAGCCAGUGUGUCCCAGCUUUCUGGUACAACCCAGCUUCCCCUUCAAAGGACUGCAGCCUUGGUCAAAGCUACCUUAACAGCACUGGGUACCGAAGGAUUGUAUCCAACAACUGCACUGAUGGCUUAAGGGAUAAAUAUUCUGCCAAGACUCAGUUAUGUCCUGGAAAAGCUCCUCGGGGCCUCCAUGUGGUGACCACUGAUGGGCGCCUGGUGGCAGAACAGGGACAUAACGCAACCUUCAUCAUUCUAAUGGAGGAGGGUGACCUCCAAAGGACAAACAUCCAGCUUGACUUUGGGGAUGGGGUUGCUGUGUCCUAUGCCAACUUCAGCCCCAUUGAGGAUGGCAUCAGGCAUGUGUAUAAGAGCGCGGGGAUCUUCCAGGUGACAGCCUAUGCAGAGAACAACCUUGGCUCUGACACAGCUUUCCUCUUCCUUCACGUGGUUUGUCCAGUGGAGCACGUUCACCUUCAAGUUCCAUUCGUCGCCAUAAGAAAUAAGGAUGUUAACAUCAGUGCCGUCGUGUGGCCCAGUCAGCUCGGGACCCUUACCUACUUCUGGUGGUUUGGCAAUAGCACAAAGCCCCUCAUCACCUUGGACAGCAGCAUCUCUUUCACAUUCCUUGCAGAGGGAACCAACACCAUCACUGUCCAGGUAGCUGCUGGGAAUGCCCUCAUCCAAGACACAAAAGAGAUUGCUGUACACGAAUACUUCCAGUCACAGCUCUUAUCAUUCUCUCCAAAUCUGGAUUACCACAAUCCUGAUAUCCCCGAGUGGAGGCAAGACAUUGGCAACGUCAUCAAGCGAGCUCUAAUUAAAGUGACCAGUGUCCCAGAAGACCAGAUCCUUGUGGCCGUGUUCCCAGGUCUCCCCACUUCAGCAGAGCUUUUCAUCCUCCCACCUAAGAACUUGACAGAGAGGAGGAAAGGCCACGAAGGGGAUCUAGAACAAAUUGUAGAGACACUAUUUAAUGCGCUUAAUCAAAACUUGGUACAGUUUGAGCUGAAGCCAGGUGUCCAGGUCAUUGUUUAUGUGACACAGCUGACAUUAGCUCCCCUGGUGGACUCUAGCGCCGGGCACAGCAGCUCUGCCAUGCUGAUGCUCCUCUCAGUGGUUUUUGUCGGCUUGGCUGUGUUUCUGAUCUACAAGUUUAAAAGGAAAAUCCCCUGGAUUAACAUCUACGCCCAAGUCCAACAUGAUAAGGAACAGGAGAUGAUUGGGUCAGUGAGCCAAAGUGAAAAUGCCCCCAAAAUCACCCUCAGUGACUUCACCGAGCCUGAGGAGCUGAUGGACAAGGAGCUGGACACGCGGGUCAUAGGAAGCAUUGCUACCAUCGCGAGCAGUGAGAGCACAAAGGAGAUCCCCAACUGUACUAGUGUUUAACAAAGAAGCCACGUGGGCCAUCACCUUCCUGACUUUUUAUUUUUGAUGACUACUAUUACUAUUAUUAUGGAAAAAUGAAAAUGUCUUUUUUUUACCUUUUGUUUACCAAGGGUCCCUUCAUAAUUAGUGGGCAGAUGCUUAGCUUUGGGAAGCAAAAACAAAAAAA